AUGUCUCCCGGUCACGCGAUGUACGAUGGCCCUGAGCUCGCCAAUGGACAACACUCAACCCACAACGCCAACGCCAGGCUGGACCAGGAGUCCUUUGCCGUUGCUGAGAAGUACGGCGAUGCUUCUUCUGUGAAACCGAUGCUGUCAGAGUUUGUCAAGAAUUCAGAUCUCUUCCGUCUUCUCUAUGAAGUGCUCGAACACCAUGUGUCCCUGGUCAAGACGCGGUCACAGGCCUUGGAAGAUGGCCAGAUCACUAUUUAUGAUAAAGCUCUGCUCAAGUUGUCUGAGAAGGGUGCUGGAACGUGCUAUAUGGGUGCGAUCCAGUUGUUCCUUGAGGAGAUUAUGGGAAUAAAGGGUGUUGAAACUGCCGACCUUGAAGCCCUGGUUGUCAAACAUGUGGCUGUUAAGAGCUUGUUGGUAAAUGCAACUCGCACCAACAACGAGCAAGCCAUUGCCCGCAUCCCAGCCCUUCCCGAAACGAAAGCUAUCCCAAACGGCAAAGCCCAAGCCCAAACCCACGAGGAUAAGGACGAGAACGGCCCUCUCAGCAACGCAACGGAGCUCAAAACCAUCAAAGAUAGCCUCUCCCGCAUCCUAACAACCUUCUCCAACGCACAGAGGGAAUACAAAUUGAUCUCAGAAAGCGACGUCGUCGCAAAGUCCCGCGCCGCCAAAUUUCUCCGUGACACUGCUGAAAACGCCCUCAACUAUUUGCAUGCCCGCAACAUGGAGCACGACAUGGUCCCGACGCUGGAGGCGGCGUUCCAGAUGGCGAAGGAGAAGGCAAUCACGCUUAGCGGGGGGAGGAAACGGCCCUUUGAGAUCCAUGAGGUGGAUUGUAGUCGUGUUGGGAAGACGGCUGCUUCAUCAGCGGCGUCAUCGCGGUAUGGGAGGCGCUCUUCUCAGACUCGGUCGCGCUGCGCUCGUGCAUCUCGACGUAGGGGUGAUUGCUAUCGUCCAUACUGA
Messenger RNA from Histoplasma capsulatum G186AR, 966 nucleotides. RefSeq lists its product as uncharacterized. The transcript has 2 exons. NCBI's taxonomy places the organism in Eukaryota, Fungi, Ascomycota, Eurotiomycetes, Onygenales, Ajellomycetaceae. The record is from RefSeq and is a predicted model, not a curated record. The coding region runs from base 1 to 966 and encodes 321 amino acids.